Chrysoperla carnea is the source of this 1714-nucleotide messenger RNA. Its product is annotated as zinc finger protein OZF-like. The record is from RefSeq and is a predicted model, not a curated record. Gene Ontology annotation, biological process: regulation of transcription by RNA polymerase II. Lineage: Eukaryota; Metazoa; Arthropoda; Insecta; Neuroptera; Chrysopidae. Gene Ontology annotation, molecular function: RNA polymerase II transcription regulatory region sequence-specific DNA binding; DNA-binding transcription factor activity, RNA polymerase II-specific; zinc ion binding. The transcript has 2 exons. Bases 1 to 1437 code for a protein of 478 amino acids. Gene Ontology annotation, cellular component: nucleus.
AUGAUAACAGCAUGUGCUUCUGUACAGAUUUGGGAAAAUGAUGAUCUACCAAAUCAAAUAUGCAACGAAUGUUUUCUUCAAUUACAAAAUACUAUCAAUUUUAAACAGUUAUGUGAAAAUUCUGACAAUACAUUCCGACAAAUUAUUGAACAAAAUACAAACAAUUUCGUGAAAAAUGAAGGAUUAGAUGAUCUAAAUUAUCCAACUUUUGUAAAAGAAGAAAGUGAUAGUGAAAAUGUAUCAAAUCAAAAUAAGGAUGAUUCAAAAAAAUCAAAACAGAACAAUUUUCAUGACGAAGAAUUGGUGGAAAUUAAAAAUGAAGAUAAACCAGAAUUGAAUAGAAUAAAAACAAGGAAGAAAACCAUUCAAUAUAAAUUCGAAGAGGAAAGUGAUGGCUGUGAAAAUGAUGAAAAUGAUUCUAAUUAUGAUAGUGAAAGUGAAAAAUCUGAAUUAGAAGAAGCACCGCAGACAAAUGAUUAUAAAUGUGAAACUUGUUCAAAGUCGUUUAAAAAAGUCGAUGCACUUGGUGUACAUAUGAAAAAAAUGCACAAUGCAGAAGGUGUUAAAUGUGAAAAAUGUUCUCUUAUCUGUUAUCAUCCAUUACAUUUACGUGCUCAUGAAAAAUCCCAUAACAAGUGUCGUAUUUGUAAUUUAACAUUUUCAACACGAAAGAAAUUAACACAACAUAAAUUAACUCAUGAAAACGAUGACAUCCCCGAGAUAACGUGUAAAAUGUGUUCGGCAAAAUUACCAAGUAAAGACUCUUUAUACAGACACAUGCGAUUUAUACACAAAAUUGAGAAAAUAAGAAAGAAUCCAAAAUGUGAUAAAUGUGAAGAAACAUUCAAAACGAAACGAAUUUUAGAAAAACAUAUGCGAAAAAUGCAUCCAAAAAUCAAAACCCCGUUCCGAGAUCAACUUGUGAAUUGUGAAGUUUGUGGUAAAUCAUUACGUCGACGUAAUCUACGUUACCAUAUGACAACACAUGGCGAACGUGAUAAACUGAAUUGCCAAUAUUGUGAUAAAAUAUUUGUAUCACGAGAAACACUCACGGGUCAUGUGCAAGCUUAUCAUACAGGUUCGGGUCCGGUUUAUAAACAUUUGUGUAAUCAAUGUGGACUUAAGCUACGAUCGACUUAUCAUUUAAAUAAGCAUUUAUUAACGCAUACGAAGGAACGUCCUUACGCUUGUGAUAAAUGCGAGAAAACAUAUCGUACGGUAUUUCAAUUAAAAGUUCAUACAUCACGUAUUCAUUUGAAUGAACGUAAUUUUGUUUGUACGUUCUGUUCUCAAGCCUUUUUUGAUAAGAAAAUUUUGUUACAUCAUGUAAGACGUCAUACUGGUGAAAAACCAUUUAAAUGUCACAUGUGUGAUAAAAGUUUUAUACAAAAAGUUGCUUUAAAUGUUCACAUGAAAGUACAUACGAAUUCAAUUUAAAAAGAGUACAAAUAAGGGAAAGACUUUAUAACAAUGAUAAAACAUAAGAAGUGUACCGCAAAUGGGUCGCUAGCACUCACACCAAGGGGGCCUCUGUGCCUUCUUUGAGAACAAUCUGUCACCCGAAGGCGACACACUUCAGGAUAAGAGAUGCCGCGUAGAAUGCCCACAUCUUCUUCGCCGGGAUUCUUCUCAUCUUCUUCUGUCUAUUAAUGCAUCAAUACGAAACGAAACAGUCCCUCUAGUGAGAGUAGCAGAUGGUGAACUAAUUUUUAAU